CAAUUUAAAAAAGAAAGUAAAUAAGAGACAUUUACAAAAUUUAAAGCGAAUUUUAAGUGAUAUUUAAGAAAAAAUAGGAAAACUUUAAAAGUAAAAACCUAAAAAAAUCAAUACAAAAUGGAAGGAGAAUCCACGGAGUCAACUCAUAAUACAAAAGUUUCAGAUUCAGCAUAUUCAAAUAGUUGCAGUAACAGCCAAUCUCAAAGAAGUGGAAGCUCAAAAUCUCGCCUAAGUGGAAGUCAUUCAUCGGGAAGUAGUGGUUAUGGCGGUAAACCUUCUACACAAACCAGCAGCAGUGAAAUACAUCUCAAUAAGCGUGUCAAAGAUAAGUCUCGCAAGAAGAAGAAGCUUAAGUGUUCCACCAGUACCGCUACAAAUGUUUUAGAAAAUCAAGAAGAUGUUGCCAAAACAAAUGAAGUCCAAGAUGAGGAAAAAGUCGAUAUUAAUGACAUAACAAUGACUCAAACUAGCCGACAAAAAGAUAAUAAAGAGAAUUUGGAAAAAGAAUCUAGUGAACCCAAAUCUGAGAAAUCAUUAUUGCAAUUUCCAACACCAUCUCCAUUAUCAGCCACCACACAGCAAGGAGUUAAAUCGGAAAAAACUUGUGAAUCGGCGCCAGGAAAAUUAGAAUCCUCAGGCAAAACAGACAAAUUUAAGGAGGAUAGCUUUUGUUGUGUCAUUUCAAUGCACGAUGGCAUUGUUCUUUAUACUACACCCAGUAUCACAGAUGUCCUCGGUUUUCCACGAGAUAUGUGGCUAGGGCGAUCAUUCAUUGACUUUGUUCAUACCAAAGAUCGAGCUACAUUUGCAAGUCAAAUAACCACUGGAAUACCAAUAGCCGAAUCACGCAGUAGUAUGCCAAAAGAUGCCCGUAGUACAUUUUGCGUUAUGCUAAGACGUUAUCGGGGGCUUAAGUCUGGUGGUUAUGGAGUUAUAGGUCGUUCGGUUAAUUAUGAACCAUUUCGUUUGGGAUUGACAUUCCGCGAAGCACCGGAAGAGGCUCGUUCUGAUAACUAUUUACCAAGUGGCACCAAUAUGUUGUUGGUUAUAUGUGCCACGCCAAUUAAAAGUGCUUACAAAGUAUCGGAUGAGUUACUUUCUCAUAAAAGUGCUAAAUUUACUAUUCGUCACACUGCUACGGGUAUAAUUUCACAUGUGGAUAGUGCAGCAGUAUCGGCAUUGGGUUAUUUACCUCAGGAUCUUAUAGGUCGUUCAAUACUUGAUUUUUAUCAUCAUGAAGAUCUUAUUGUUUUAAAGGAAAUCUAUGAGACUGUAAUGAAAAAAGGUCAAACGGCUGGUGCAUCAUUUUGCAGUAAACCUUAUCGGUUUCUUAUACAAAAUGGUUGUUAUGCUCUGCUCGAAACUGAGUGGACUAGUUUUGUUAAUCCUUGGUCUAGAAAAUUGGAAUUUGUUAUCGGACAUCACCGGGUAUUUCAAGGACCCAAAAAUGUUCAUGUUUUUGAACCACCACCCAAUACAAAGCCCAAGUUAUCGGAAGACUCUCAAGCUCGCAUUGCUCGUAUAAAAGAAGAUAUUGUUAAACUUUUAGCAGAAACAGUUUCCAGGCCUUCAGAUACGGUCAAACAAGAGGUCUCAAGGCGUUGUCAAGCUCUAGCCUCCUUUAUGGAAACUUUAAUGGAUGAAGUUUCUCGCACAGAUUUGAAACUGGAGUUGCCCAAUGAAAAUGAAUUAACAGUAUCCGAAAGAGAUUCUGUGAUGCUGGGAGAAAUAUCUCCGCAUCAUGACUAUUACGAUAGUAAAAGUUCUACUGAGACUCCGCCUUCGUACAAUCAACUAAAUUACAAUGAGAAUUUGCAACGUUUUUUUAACAGCAAACCAGUUACAGCACCAGUAGAGUUUGAUCCUAUUAAAAUGGAACAAACUUACAAUGCACCCGCCGAUGAACGCAGUACUCUAAGUCCGGUUCAAUGCUUUGAGGGAAGCGGUGGUAGUGGUUCAUCGGGAAAUUUUACUUCGGGUAGUAACUUAAAUAUGGGCAGUGUGACUAAUACCAGCAACACCGGCACUGGAACUUCUUCAGGAAGUGUUCCCAUGGUCACGUUGACGGAAUCUCUGCUAAAUAAACAUAACGAUGAAAUGGAAAAGUUUAUGCUUAAGAAGCAUAGAGAAUCUCGAGGACGAAGUGGUGAGAAGAACAAAAAGAAUUCUGAAAAGAUAAUGGAGUAUACUGGCCCGGGACACGGAAUCAAAAGAGUUGGUUCACAUUCGUGGGAGGGCGACGCCAACAAGCCAAAACAACAACAUACAAAUCUCAUGGAUAUACAACGUGAAUACACCGAUCAUCAUAAUCAGCCGAGCUCUAGCAAUAAAAUAUUCAAUAAUCUCCAAACCACACUCGGUGCCAAUGCUUUAACUAUUCCCUAUGCUGGAGGUCUAUCUUGUUCGCGCAACGUUAACCUUUGGCCACCCUUCUCUGUUGGUCUCACCACACCUACCUCGCAUACAGCACAAAUAGCUCAAAGUAGUUUUACCCCUCAGCACAGUCUAUUUCCCACAUUUUAUUAUAUACCCGCCACUGCCGCCGCAGCAGCAGCUGCUGCUGCCAAUCAAGUCCAAAAACGAUCUCCCGCUGAAAUUCCCAGUACUUCAAGUCAGGCGCUGCCUCUGCAAUAUAUGGCUGGUGUUAUGUAUCCGCAUCCUUCAUUAUUUUACACUCAUCCAGCUGCCGCGACCGCUAUGAUGUACCAACCGGUAUCCUUUUCGAAUAUUGCCAGCACCAUUAAUCUAGCACCUGAACAGGCAAGUUCAUCGACUGAUUUUAAAACGGCUCAAACACUAAUGGUGGCACCGACCACUACUAAACCCCAACAACAAGGAGCGUUUCACUCUAUAACUCCGUCCCAACUACAACGUCCAUCCUCUCAAGCCACAUCUGUUAAGGCAGAACCUGGUUCAAAUAUGGCACCAUCUGAUUCAUCGAAAAAAGGUAUUGCAGAUUCGCCCAUUGCAUCCGUUAUGGGUGACUAUGUAUCAGAUCAACACAAUGCAAAUAGUUUAAAACCAAAUACGGACAGCAAUGGUAACAGUGACGACAUGGAUGGUUCAAGUUUUUCAUCAUUUUAUUCGUCAUUUAUUAAAACAACUGAUGGUUCUGAUAGCCCCCAAGAAAACGACACAAGCAAAGACUCAAAACAGAGGACAUUUAAUGUACAGGCAGCUGAAAAACUCAUGGAGAAUGCUGAAGAAGAUCAAACGCAACAUGGUGAUGGUUAAACACAUAUUUAAAUCUAAAAUCAUAUAUUUAAUAAUAUAAUAGAACGGAAGAAGUUUAACACUAGCCUUGGCAUC
Molecule: messenger RNA, 3309 nt
Organism: Lucilia cuprina (Australian sheep blowfly)
Lineage: Eukaryota; Metazoa; Arthropoda; Insecta; Diptera; Calliphoridae
Gene: per
Product: period circadian protein
Exons: 12
Coding region: 118-3234 (1038 amino acids)
Biological process (GO): circadian regulation of gene expression; entrainment of circadian clock by photoperiod; negative regulation of transcription by RNA polymerase II
Cellular component (GO): cytoplasm; nucleus
Molecular function (GO): transcription corepressor binding; transcription cis-regulatory region binding
Source: RefSeq, a predicted model, not a curated record